AUGAUAUAUGCUUACGGAGGAGUGGUUGAUCAAAGUGUGCCAGCCUAUGCGAACCUUGAAGUAGGAAGCACCCUGUUUCAUUGGUUUGGUCACAUCUACUUUGUAAAUACUACGCUGUACGGAGUAUACUUUCGGACUUUGAAUAGCUUUGACAACAUCUAUCUCGACCUCUCCAAGCAACCAGGAAAAUGCAAGUUGGCCGAUAGCGGUCUGGGUUGGCGCCCAUCGGGCGGUGGCGACACUUUCACUCUUGAUAGCAGCAACAUUGGCGCAGCGCAGUGGAGUCGCGCUGCGAAGGGUUUUGAGCUUAAGAUCUUGUCGCGCAACUCGGGAGUGAUUCAACUGGAUGGAUUUGACCAGGAGGACUUCGAACGCAUGAGCAAAGCGUUCAAGAUUUGGUACGGUAUUAACGUGGAGACCCGAGAGCACGCACUGCGAGGAUGGAAUUGGGGCAAGACAGAAUUUACGAAAGCCGAACUCGCCUUCAACGUUCAGAACCGCCCCGCAUUCGAAGUCCCCUACUCUGAAAUCGCAAACACAAAUUUGGCUGGAAGGAACGAGGUCGCGGUGGAGUUUGCCCUGCCUACAGGAGAGGCAACCGAUGGAGCCGUGAAGCCUGGCAGCACAAAGAACCGGGGCCGCAAGGCCGCAGCGGGUCCCGAUGAGCUCGUUGAGAUGCGUUUCUACAUUCCCGGAACCGCUGUGAAGAAGGAGAAGGGUGAGGGCGCCGAGGGCGAGGAAGAGGAGAACGACGAGGAGGUUGAAGAACAAAAUGCCGCCAACCUCUUCUACGAGACUCUCAUGGACAAGGCUGAGAUUGGAGAUGUUGCGGGUGACACAUUUGCGACCUUCCUCGAUGUUCUUCACCUCACGCCCAGAGGACGAUUCGAUAUCGACAUGUACGAAUCAUCAUUCCGAUUGCGCGGAAAGACCUACGACUACAAGAUUCAAUACUCUGCGAUUAAGAAAUUCUUCCUUCUUCCCAAGAAUGACGACACCCACACGCUCAUUGUGCUUGGUCUUGACCCCCCUCUGCGCCAGGGUCAAACCCGUUAUCCUUUCCUCGUGAUGCAGCUGAAGCUGGAUGAGGAGAUCAGCCUCGAGCUCAACAUGACAGAGGACAUUAUGCAAAGUCAGUACAAGGACAAGCUGCAGCCGCAUUACGAAGAGCCGAUUCACCAAGUCGUCACGAAGGUCUUCCGUGGCCUCUCCGGAAAGAAGGUCAUUAUGCCUUCCAAGGACUUCGUCAGCCACCACGGUCACCACGGAGUCAAGUGCUCCAUCAAAGCCAACGAGGGUCUCUUGUACUUCUUGGACAAGAGUCUUAUGUUCGUCCCCAAGCCUGCGACUUACAUUCAGAUGGAGAACAUUGCUAUGGUCACCAUGUCCCGUGUGGGCGGCGCCGUCUCCGCUAGCCGCACAUUCGAUAUCACCGUUGGACUGAAGAAUGGUCUGGGUGAACAUCAAUUCAGCAACAUCAACCGUGAGGAGCAAAAGUCCCUGGAGGACUUCUUCAAGGCUAAGAGCAUCCGCAUCAAAAAUGAGAUGGCGGAGGAGGCAUCUGGGCUUAUCGCCGCUGCCCUUGACAACGACGCCAUGGGAUCCAGUGACGAGGAGGCUCGCCCAGACCGCGGCUCUGCGGAUGAGGACGAGUCCUCCGUUGAUGAAGACUUCGAUGCCUCGUCGGAGUCCGACGUGGCGGAAGAAUUCGACUCAGACCAUGAGAGUAGCGGUGGCAGCGAUGAAGAGAUGGCCGACGCUUCUGGCGGCGAAGACAAACAGGAGGAGGAGCGUCCCAAGAAGAAGACCAAGACCGCUCAAUAG
This is a messenger RNA of Penicillium olsonii, 1824 nucleotides long. The record is from the annotation of a GenBank genome assembly. NCBI's taxonomy places the organism in Eukaryota, Fungi, Ascomycota, Eurotiomycetes, Eurotiales, Aspergillaceae.